Molecule: messenger RNA, 1599 nt
Organism: Lentinula edodes (shiitake mushroom)
Lineage: Eukaryota; Fungi; Basidiomycota; Agaricomycetes; Agaricales; Omphalotaceae
Exons: 4
Coding region: 1-1599 (532 amino acids)
Molecular function (GO): protein binding
Source: RefSeq, a predicted model, not a curated record
AUGACGCAAAGCUCCUCUUCGUUGAAUGUACUUCCCACCGAGCUCAUUGUCAGAGUGUUGGCUGAACUAGAUGCACUCAGCUUGACGACAUGUAAAUCGGUUUGCAAAAUGUUUCAUGAUAUAAUCACCGAGACGGCUCGCCUUAUCUAUGAUAUCGAAUUAGUAGUCGCUGAACGAGAAGAUGGGUUGAGCUGUAGCUUAUCUGCGAUGGAGAAAUUGGAACUACUCAGGAACCAACAGGCGCGCUGGGACAAGCUUGAAUGGAGUUCACAAACACGUUAUCCGAUGAAAGACGCUGGGCUUUGGGAACUUUUUGGGAACGUUCUAGCGCAAAAUAAUCCCGAUGGAAGCUUCGUCUUUGUACAGUUACCUUCCGUACAUCGAAAUAUUCCUGAACGAGAAUGGAAGGUCAAGCCUACAACACCACGGUUUGUCCGCGACUUUGGAAUGGAUCCCAGUCAGGAUCUGCUUGUGUUGAUUGAGACGCCUCGACGGUCGGCAGGGAGAGUGGAUCGGCACCAUUGUAUAUACCUACGAUCAAUGUCAACGGCAACAAAACACCCUUUGGCCACAGAAUCAGGAUGUAUCAAGCACCUUCGUCAUUUUUUCGACCCGGAUACGUCCUAUUCUAUCCAAAUAUCAUUGGAAUUCCUCGCGAUAUUUUUCCAUACUGCAUCGGACCUUUCAGCGAACGAGUUUGUCAUCUGGGAUUGGAAAACAGGUCAAACAAAAUUGCACGUCGUAGGCAACGAACUUGGAUCUUUUUGCCUCUUAUCAGAAAGAUAUGUUCUCCUAUCUCUCCUCACCAAUCUUCCGGACGGGAGGGAUCAUGCUCAACUGCUUAUUGUUGAUUUUGAGCAAGAGGAUCCUCAUAGACAAUCAUACCUCAAUAUUGCCCAUGGCUUUAAAUUGUCUCUCCCAAUAUUUCAUCAAUCUGUCGAAAUCCGCAGCUUCACUCUCAGAUCAGACCCUCCGUCUUCUUGGGCUCCUCAAUCUGACCUCAAUGUCCCAUUUCAUAUAGCGCAAGAUGCGAGGGUCUUUGUCGCCUCUAUUUGGGUGCAUAGAGAUACUCUCCGUCAUCUGGCCCUUCUUAUCCCUCUACACACUCUGCUUCGUCACAAGGAUCUCUCGGGGCCAAUUUCCACGAAAGAGCCGACGUUGGUUUGGGAAGCUUGGGGUCCCCAAGGUUCUCGAAUGACGGAAAUCUACACCCGAAACCCAUCUUUCGAGAUAUGGGCAUGUAAUGUUUACGGAACUAAAUUUGUGUUUCCAGAAUGCAGCGAUCGGUCGAAUCAUACUUACACUUUGCAAGUGUUUGAUUUCAACCAAAAAGCUUUCAGAAACGCGAUAUCACAUGGUCAAAAAGUCAGCGACGUAGACGUUUUAAAUAUGGAUUCCUUGGAAUGCGACUCGAGUCUUUGUAUCACUGCUCCCAGUAUAUUCACAGCAGGAGAUAUCUUCCUUCAAGAAACUAGGACCACUCUACCAUAUCGUUGGAUAGCAAAGAUGAUGCCCUCUUUACACCCGACUUGUUCUUCAAUGUGUAGUGAGGAUUCGAUCAUCGUGGUGGACUUUGUGCGUAGGAUGCGAGUGUUAUGA